Molecule: messenger RNA, 835 nt
Organism: Juglans microcarpa x Juglans regia
Lineage: Eukaryota; Viridiplantae; Streptophyta; Magnoliopsida; Fagales; Juglandaceae
Exons: 5
Coding region: 157-744 (195 amino acids)
Molecular function (GO): cysteine-type endopeptidase inhibitor activity
Source: RefSeq, a predicted model, not a curated record
CCUUUGUUAACGGUGAUGCCUGAUGGAAAGAAAAAUUAAUGCGGAGAGUCAUUCCCGUGCUUGCUCAGGUCAUUGAGGCGAGGGAGAGUGCGAUAGCGGCAGCGGCUAGGUUUGUCUUCGUGUUUCUCCAGUUGUUGGGUUAUCGCUUGUAGAGCAAUGGAGACGGACGAAAUGGGUCUUGUGGAAUUGUUUGGUUACGACAAGCUGGAAAGAGAAUUAAUCCUCAGACAAAACAAUUAUUCUUCACCUUCGACGCUAUUUGACGCGAUAAAUGAUGACCGUGAUGAGAUGACAUCAGAGGAAGCCUACUCCUACAGCGAACAAGUUUUGAAGAGUGACGGCUUUGAUGUUUCUGACAUCCCUGGCGUCAAUUGUUUCCACCAAAUUCAACCGUGCAACAUAGACUACGAUUAUGAUAUGUAUAAACGGUAUUCGCAGCUCGCAAUCGACGAAUACAAUCGUCGGUUCGAGGAUGCCAAUGCAGAGUUGGAGUUUGUUAAGGUCUUGAAGGUAAUGGGUCAGGCUGCCAACGGAAUCAGGUAUUAUAUAACCUUCAUGGCCAAGGAUCUUGGCAAUGGAGGUGAGAUUAAGACGUAUCAAGCUGUGGUAUUAGAUGGGAUAGACUCUAAGACAGCGAAAUCCUUUAGGCUAAAGCCCCCCGAGGAUGGGCGAGAUUCUGGCAGUCAUGGGAGACACUGGUUUUGGGAAAAUCACCUUUGCAAUGGUGAAACAUGUUGUAUUUGAAGAUCUUUCAAGAGGUGAAAUGUGUAUGAAGUUUAACAAUGCUGUUGGAAUUAGGAAACAUGAAUUAUACAAGUUAAAUGGAAAGAUGGUG